CGAACACUUCUUCGUCUCGUUCUCUGACGGGCUGGACCCGGACCCCGCUACGGGCCCGGUAGCGGACCGGCACCUGCCGGUGGCGGCUCUGGUGGGUCUGCCAGGUCGUUCGGCGGACCCUGCGGUCGCCAUCUUCCCUGUUUUCGUGUCGGCAGGUGGCAGAAGAGUUCGCAAAUAAACAGAACAGACCAAUAAUAUGACCAUCGAAGAAGAAAUGAAAAAAACAAUGGCGGCGUACAGUGAGCUGAGCAGUUAGAGGAUCUCUGAAGUUUGAAGUCUCCUGGUCUCCUGGUCUCCUGGUCUCCUGGUCCAGGAUGCAGGGCAGCAGGCCAGUGGUGGAGGUGGUCCGUCUGGGCCUGGUCUCCUACCAGGAAGCUCUGCAGCUGCAGCAGAUCUAUGUGAAGCGGCACCGCUCAGCUCUGGCUCACACUCUGCUGCUCUGCCAGCACCCGCCCGUCUACACCACGGGGAUCAGACACAAACCUUACCCCGCCCCCCUGCUGGACCGCCUCCGCCUGCUGGGUGCCGAUGUCCACCGCACCAACCGAGGAGGACUCAUCACCUUCCACGGUCCGGGUCAGCUGGUCUGCUACCCAGUCCUGAACCUGUGCAGCUUUAAGAAGAGUGUUCGCUGGUACGUCUGUGAGCUGGAGAGGACCAUCAUCUCUGUCUGCAGCAGGUUCGGGAUCCAAGCGUCCACGUCUCCUCAUACUGGAGUCUGGGUCGGAGACAACAAGAUCUGUGCCAUGGGAAUCCACUGUGGUCGAUACGUCACGUCCCACGGCUUUGCUCUGAACUGUAACACGGACAUGUCGUGGUUCAGCCACAUCGUGCCGUGCGGUAUCGAGGGUAAAGGAGUGACGUCACUGAGCGCUGAGCUGCAGAGAGACGUCAGCGUGGAGGAGGCCAUCCCUCACCUGCUGGACGCCUUCACAGAACACUUCAACUGUCAGCUGAGGGACGGACCUGAACCGGGCUGAGACAGCACAGGAUCAUCAGCGUAGAAAAUGACCUCAUUAUCAGAAAAUAUGAAUGAAUCACACGUUUGAUUUGUUUUCUGAAAAUCCCUUAAAACUCUUUAAAAUCUCCUUUUUUACCUUCAAAGUUAAAGUGGCAGCUUGAAUUCACUUUUCAUUAAGCUUCAGUGUUGGCCUUGCUGUUGUUGGAAAAUGUUUAUCAGAAUAAAAAGGUUAAAGGUCAGGCAGUGUGAAACAACAAGCUCAACGAAUAGCUGGAAUUCUUUCUGCUGCUGAAACAACAAAACCUUGUUUUGUUUUUACCGCUGAUUAAUAAAAAUGUAUUUCUGGUUUCUUCAUAGAA
Messenger RNA from Labrus mixtus (cuckoo wrasse), 1320 nucleotides. RefSeq names its product lipoyl(octanoyl) transferase 2 (gene lipt2). Bases 315 to 980 code for a protein of 221 amino acids. The record is from RefSeq and is a predicted model, not a curated record. The transcript has 5 exons. Lineage: Eukaryota; Metazoa; Chordata; Actinopteri; Labriformes; Labridae. Gene Ontology annotation, molecular function: lipoyl(octanoyl) transferase activity. Gene Ontology annotation, cellular component: mitochondrion. Gene Ontology annotation, biological process: protein lipoylation.